Molecule: messenger RNA, 5186 nt
Organism: Pecten maximus
Lineage: Eukaryota; Metazoa; Mollusca; Bivalvia; Pectinida; Pectinidae
Product: neo-calmodulin-like
Exons: 5
Coding region: 845-1399 (184 amino acids)
Cellular component (GO): myosin II complex
Molecular function (GO): calcium ion binding; enzyme regulator activity
Source: RefSeq, a predicted model, not a curated record
UAGUACAUGUCACUGUGAUUUACUAGUGCGAUUCUAUGUACUAAUGUUCACAUAACCGAGGACAGCAUAAUUAUAGCCAUCACGCUACGCCUAUCCGAAUGGCUUUCAUUAGAAGUUCGCUCCGAAAUAAUAAUAAUGACAUACCGACUAUAAAAAAACAAAACGUCUUUUUUAUUCGCAGAAAUAAUAACGUCCAGAUUCUUUUUGAGGAAGGACUGUGCGAGUUUAUGACGUUUUGUGAAUUUUUAUGUCCAUUAUAGCUUGGCGUGGUAAGAAAAGUUCUUUAUAUUUGUCUAAUAGGACAAAAAUAGAGUGUAACCUCUCGUUGCCAUUCCAGACACACGCCGCUUCAAAGUUUCUCCUGUAUGUUUGAUAUCACAUCGCUAAUAACACACACUCCGAUUGCACAUGGCAAUAAACUCGCGUAAUGUUUUUACGACCAGAUGUUCCACGUAGAAUGAUGCUCCUUUUGUGGUUAAAUCUCGACCACUGAGAUUUCAUCAAAUGACCGGCAUGGUUUUUUUAAGUAGAUCUCUCUUGUAGGUAAUCGGUAGUGUUCCGGCAAGUUGUCUAAGAAAAAAGUAUAAAGAGCUGCUGCGUGUUGGAUAUGCAGUAUAUAUAUACGUAUAUAUAUCACUGUCAUCGCCUUGUGUAUUCGAUAUGCAUGGUAUCCAUUCGUCACACAAGUACUGGUACUGCCGCGGGACAAUAUGCAAGGACCCAGUGAUGUGAAUGUACUAGAAACGAGAACCAUUUAUAUUCCAGAGGAUUUAUCAAUAUUAUCGGACCACGAGAGUGUCAAAAAUAUCAAACAUCCAUCAAAGUGGGACAACCGGGAAUAAAAAUGUCCAAAGACGAAUCUAUGUCGGAUCUUCGGAUUAUCAUCACUAAAUUAUCGAAGCAAUGCAGACGGGAUUCCAACGGAGAUCUCAUACCGCUUAGCCAGCUGACAGAGGACAAAGUUCAUGAAUACAAAGAGGCUUUUAAUAUGUAUGACAAGGACCACGAUGGAAUCAUCUCUACUCAGAAGCUAGGGGCGGUACUGCGGGCACUGGGACACAAUCCAACCGAGAUUGAGAUGCAGGAAAUGAUUGACGAGAUCGACUCAGAAGAUACCGGCUCCGUUGACUUUGAAAGUUUUCUGGAUGUUGUCAUGAGUCGCGAUAUCGAUGACGAAGACCACGAGAGGGCGCUACGUGAGGCUUUUAAAAUGUUUGACAGAGACGGGAAUGGUUACAUUGAUGCUGAGGAACUGCGACUUUGUAUGAUGAACCUCGGGGAGAAACUUACACAAGAAGAAGUGGAGGAAAUGAUUCGAGAAGUAGAUGUUGAUUUCGAUGGAAGAAUGAACUAUGAAGAAUUCGUCAAGCUAAUGUGUACAAAGUACCCGCUGACAUAGUUACCAUGGUGAUCUCCAUAGUUACAAUUGUGAUCUUCAUUUAUUAACUCUUUGCCUCAGGAUCGGAUGUGAUACCUGUGAUACGUCAUCUGUUGCGUCACCAAUUGCAUAUGACGUCAUAAUAUGACAUUAUUUUAUGACGCGGUACAUUGCAAAUUAUGAGACUGAUCUGUUUGCAUUGAGCCGCUAUCUCACAUGGUUCGAUACGGGUCACGUGAUAUUGACAAUAGCAAUCGAAUGUUAGUAGUCUUCUAACAUAUAUGGUGUGUUUUGCUGCAAAGGAUACGAUGAUAAACAUUUCCUUCAUAUGAACUGUCCUUCAACUGACGAAAUAGUCACUCAUUCACAAGCUACACACUUGGAGUAUUCAUGGGAGAAUGAUAUUUUCUCAAACUGUACCUACGAUUUUUAUACCAGAGUAUGUUAGACGCACAUGCUUGAAAUACAAGAACGUUUUGUCAAAAGGUAUAUGGUUACCCAAACACGUACAUAUUGUGAUAUAUAAAGAUAGUAUGUUUAAUGUACAUGCAACCUGGUAUGGAACAUUUUUGUUCACGGACAGAAAAAAAACCUUAUUGUGUUGAAUUAUAUCUCAGAUAUGUAGAUCAGAUACCAUCAAUGCUUCUUUAAGUAAGAUUACGAAUUAUACAUCCUUAAACAUGCUACCAGGCUACACUUCUUGUCCCAAAAAUUGACUCUCAAGAUUUAGAAUCUAAAAAAAUUGAAGAGAAUUGAUAGUGUAAUAUCUAUAUUGCGGUAUUGUUUAAAUUGUUACAACAUAUUCUUGUUUUAAAUCAAUCGUAUUAUCCUUUUUGUCGGAGAUUUACUAUUUUACUUAAGAUUUAACCAGUACAAAUGUAUAUUUAUACAAAUGCGCAAAUUAACAGAUGAAACAAUUUAUAAUUAAAACAUGCUUACGUGAUUACCGAAAUAAUGGGAUUUUAAGAAGUUUAUCCUGGAACGAGUUAUAAUGUCAUGAAGCACAAAGCCAUUUAAAAUAUGUUACGUCAGAAAACAUGCAGCGUGUUUAGAGAACUGGUAAAUGAGUAUGUUAGAUUAAAUAGGUGAUUUUUUUUAUAUAUAAUAUCGCAGAACAUGUCAAAUUUAAAUUUCAGCGUCUACUUCUCUUCAACUAAGCUGGUAUCGAAUCUACAUGUGGAUUUGUAACGUUAACAAAAGCCUUAAAUGUACGAAAAGGGAAUGCUACCCGUUAGUUAUAGUAGAGUUAGAUAUACGCUGUCUAAGUAGCUGGCACAACAUUAACGUCAGUAUGACAUAUAUCGCGGGAGAUUCAGCCAAGACCGAUGCCCACACGUUUGUUUUCGUGUGAGGAAUUCCAGAACAAAGGGUAAUGCGUGAAUGAUUCUAUAGUUAGUGACAACUGUGAAACACAGUUACAUUAAUAUCACAUCUAUACUGAAAUUUAUCUAUGCAUGGGUUGUAGAAGUUCACCUUCAAUGGCCAGUUUAUUAUAAUCUUAUCUUUAGAUAGAUAAAGUAUCUACUCUUUUGGCGGUUUCAUUUCAACCACUGGUUGUUAAAUCCAUAAACACCCAUUGUUUUAUCAACACCCUUUUUUAUAAACAAAUAUUGUUUAUUGACAACCAAUUGUUAUAAACGCAUAAUGUUUAUAAACACUAAUUGUUUUAUCAACACAUAUUGUUUAUAAACACCCAUUGUUGUAAACACAUAUUGUUUAUUGAUACCAAUUGUUAUAAACGCCUAAUGUUAUAAAGACCGAUUGUUUUAACAACACUCUUUGUUGUAAACACAUAUUGUUUGUAAACACCCAUUGUUGUAAACAUAUUGUUUAUUAAUACCCAUUGUUUAUAAUUGUUUAUAAACACCCAUUGUUUAAUUACAUCCAAUUAAACUGUUAUGGUUAUUUUGUAUUUAUAAUGAAGUUUAUCAUAUAUAUAUAUACAACAUAGUUUACCCUUAUUAUUUGAAUGUGAUUUUGAGAGAAGAAAGAAUUUGUUAGAUUGUCAUAUACCAAGCACCCACAUCAUGUUAGUCCCUCUGUGAUUUUUUCUAUACUUAUCAAGUUCCGAUUUUGAAAAUUCAGAAGACGGCACGACGGAUUUAGUGUUUCUUGUGAGAUUAUGUGUCAAAAACUUUUGAUUUUAGCGAGACAAUUGACAAUUUCAGUAAAAUCAAAAUAAUACGAGCAAUGAAAACAGUGUAACAUCAAUGAAAACACAUUUGAAUUGUUUCCAAAUACGUUACCAUAUGAUAUAUAUAUAACUACUCGUAUUUCUAUUUUCACAUUACUGCAUUCCCCAUAUAUAUCGAGGUCCUAUGGUUUCGUUCAACUUGUAAUAAGGAAUCCUACGUUAUGUUGUUUUUUUGUUUGUUUUUUUUUCAAUUAUAUUGAAAAUAUGUUUGUGAUUCUGAAUCAACUUUCAAAUUUUGUGGAAAUGUGAGUUUGUUGUCUUAGCACAUGUGUAUCUACAUGUAUUAUCUUAUGUUGACAAUCACAACGACUAUCUUAUGCAAAAUACAUGGUAUACAUAUAUUUAGCUAUAGCGAUAUAAUUCUAUUUAAACAUACAUAUACACUAUGAUAAUCAAGUUUGUCAUUAUUUAGUUAAUAGAUUGUAAAAAUUCAUUGUCGGAUAGAAGUUUACGCUGUGUGAAUAGUAUUUCAAGAUUGAAACUGUGUGUUUAUAAGAAACACCCCAAUCAUAAUCAUUAAGCGAUGAAAGAAAUUGAGAAAAUGUUCAAAAGUGUAUAUAAUAUAAUUAUAUUGUGUAGGGGCAUAUGAAUUAACUCAUUUUCAAAAUGAAGGAGGUGUAUAUGUAUUUGAAUUCGUUAAUUUUAUAUCUUACCCUAGUGUGCCGAAUCCAUUUGCUCAGCCCUUUGUUGUUAACUACCGACAAGAGAGAAGUACUAGUAUAUUGUUAGUUUGAUUUUGAUAAGAAACACUGGUGGAUAGAGACCCCGGACCACCAGUCUAGUACCCCUGUGUAUUGAAUUUUACAUUGUUUGUUACUUAUUGCAUUAUUCACAAAAUGUCUUACAAUCCAAUCAGUCACGUGAUCUUGCAAUCUUGAAAAUAUCUAUGAAUUAAGUUUUGCUUUAUUUCUAAAUAACACUCAAAACCUUUUAUAUUAUCAAAUCUUUUCGCCACAUUUUUGUAAAGAUUUUAAGUGAUUUAUUUGCUCCUUUUGUACUUUCUGUUGUUUUUUAAUUGUCUAGAGCAUCACGUGACUUCUUUUUUUCUAUUCAGGGGCUUUGCAGGUAAUUCAGUGGCAGUGAUAAUCUUUUUAAACUUUCCCUCACACACCCUAUCUAAUCUCAAAUGUUAAAUGUUCUAAUGUAUGUUUAAGACGUUUUUAGUACAUUUUGACUAUUUUAAGUAUAAGAUUUACCCAUCGUAUUAUGCCAAUAGUCUUUAUAUAAAUAUUAUUGAUUUAUCUUUUAAACAAUUACGAUUUAAACGUCCUUGUUUAUAUGAUGAGUUAGACUUUAACCAUUUUUAUUUAAAUUCUAGCUCGAAUUUUAAACACAUUUAAUCCUGACUGAUAUUUCUGUGUUUUGUACUGAAUUUGAAUUGGUUAAUCACACUGAUUUCUAAACAAGAUGUUAACAUCCUUGUGAACAAAUAUCGGAAGACGUUUGACAAUCCCUGGCUUGCUACGUCAGAUAUUUCGUUUUACGACUAUAACCAAUCUUACAGAGUAAUGGUUUACUCAGAACUCCUCUUGUCAAAUUUCACUUCACCAUUCUUACAGUUUCACUUGAUAUUUGUAUGAUUUUACAUAAACAUUAAAAUCAGAUUCAUUAGCC